AGAGAUGUUUAAGAUUUUGGACAUUUUUCCUAUGUGAAUUAGUUCUUUAUUAGGUCGUUGAUUUAAUUAGCAUUCAACAAAAACACUUUCCUGUUUUGAUUGUGGAAACAUUCUUUAAGUUGGUUAUUUUCAUCUGACACAGAAUCGGUUAGCAACUGUUUGCGUAAAGCGCAGAGCAGUAGUUAGUCUACACCGUGUGCUGUAAACAGGGGAUGCUUACGGGCAGGCCUGCCCCCCUUUCCGCCUACCUGCUCCGGCCUGCCUUGUCCCAGAAGGGGUCAAGGCGAGGGUGAGGGCUGCAUGGACAUUUUGAACUUCAUUCUGUUAAAAGUUUCAGUUUUGACCAGUUUGGGGGAAAGGUUUCUGUCUCUGCUGAUGAAGAAUGGUCAUCGUCUAGAAACUGUCCGUCCAGCUAGAGUUUGUCCGAGUGGUCGCAUGGCUCCUGGUCCAUCCCCAGAGCCCGGGGCCCUCGGGUGGAUGAUGGACCCGUGAUGGGACUUCCUCUGGCAGGGGGGAGGAGGGGGCGGGCGUGUGUUGCUGGAGAACGAAAGCCUGGCACGUUCCUGCCGUCAGACGGACGUAAGGAAAUGAUGCGUUGCCGCUCCGCUCGCCAGCGUGCCUGCCAGCGUCCUCGCCUCCGCCGCUUUCUCCUUCGACGCCUCUGUUGCGGUCCUGUAGUUGGUUGUAUGUGGGCCGUAAAUAUCCAAUUUGUACGAAAUGACUGAUUUUGGUAUUUGUAUAAUCCUCUAGUCAAUUUAACUAAGUUGAGCUUUUCACAGCCCUCGGUGCUGUGGCUGCUCAUCUGAUUACACCGCUCAGGGGAAUAAGGUUAAGGGCGGGCUGUUGGUAACCAGAGCAUUUCCAGGGCUUUCCUGCAGCAGAUGGGCUGCUUGGCGACAGUCAUACAUCUGCUGGCCUGCUGUGGCAGCUGCCGCCGCUUCACGUUGUGUUCUUUUGUUCUGUUCCAUCCAAGAAUGGAACGCGAGGAAGUGGAGUGAAUGGAUUAAUUUAAGGUUAAGGACCUCUAUCCAGAUUUGCCUGACACUGCAGGGUCCAAGAGAAUUAAAGAAAUAUGGAGUGACAUGAAGAAGAUUAGUCAAGGAUUAUAGGCUCUGAGGACGAACCCUCAGUGAAGUGAAGCACAGACAAGCUCCUGAGCUCUGGUCGGGAGGAGCCGUGUGUUGGGAGAAGAUGGCGGAUCCAGGAAUGAUGAGUCUUUUCGGCGAGGAUGGGAAUAUUUUCAGCGAAGGCCUCGAAAGCCUGGGAGAAUGUGGUUACCCUGAAAAUCCCGUGAAUCCCAUGGGCCAGCAGAUGCCGAUAGACCAAGGCUUUGCCUCCUUACAGCCAUCCCUCCACCAUCCCUCCACGAAUCAGAAUCAAACCAAGUUGACCCACUUCGAUCACUAUAAUCAGUACGAGCAGCAAAAGAUGCAUCUGAUGGACCAGCCGAGCAGAAUGAUGAGCAGUGCCCCUGGGAACGGACUGGCGUCUCCCCACUCGCAGUACCACACCCCGCCCGUCCCCCAGGUCCCCCACGGGGCCGGCGGCGGCGGCGGCGGCGGCGGCGGCGGCCAGAUGGGUGUCUACCCCGGCCUGCCGAACGAGCGGCACGGGGGGCAGUCUUUCGUGGACGGCGGCCCCAUGUGGGCCCCCCGGGCCGUGCAGGUGCCGGACCAGAUCCGAGCCCCCUACCAGCCGCCGCCGCCGCAGCCCCAGGCGGCCCCGUCGGGCCCCCCCGCGCAGGGUCACCCCCCGCACCUGCAGCAGCUGGGCGGCUACAUGGCGCGCGGGGACUUCUCCAUGCAGCAGCACGGGCAGCCGCAGCCGAGGAUGGGCCAGUUCCCCCCGGGCCAGGAGGGCCUCGGUCAGGGAAGCCCCUUCAUCGCCGGCCCCGGCCACCUGUCGCACGUGCCCCCGCAGAGCCCCGGGGUGGCGCCGAGCCUGCGCCACGCGGUGCAGCCCUUCCACCACCAUCCCCCCGCCGCUCUCCACGGGGAGCCCGUCGCCCACAGCCCCCGGUUCUCCCCCAACCCUCCCCCGCAAGGGGCCGUGAGGCCGCAGACCCUUACCUUUAGCUCUCGGAGCCAGACGGUCCCGUCACCUACUAUAAACAACUCAGGGCAGUAUUCUCGCUAUCCUUACAGUAACCUAAAUCAGGGAUUAGUUAACAAUACAGGGAUGAAUCAGAAUCUAGGCCUUACAAAUAAUACUCCAAUGAACCAGUCCGUCCCAAGAUACCCCAACGCUGUAGGGUUCCCGUCGAACAGUGGUCAAGGACUCAUGCACCAGCAGCCCAUCCACCCCAGCGGCUCACUUAACCAAAUGAACACGCAAACUAUGCAUCCUUCGCAGCCUCAGGGAACUUACGCCUCUCCGCCUCCCAUGUCACCCAUGAAAGCAAUGAGUAACCCGGCGGGCACUCCUCCUCCGCAAGUCCGGCCCGGAAGUGCCGGCAUCCCGAUGGAAGUCGGCAGUUACCCAAAUAUGCCUCACCCGCAGCCGUCUCACCAGCCCCCUGGCGCCAUGGGGAUCGGACAGAGGAACAUGGGCCCCAGGAACAUGCAACCGUCCCGUCCGUUUAUGGGCAUGUCCCCGGCGCCGAGGGAGCUGGCCGGGCACCUGAGACCCAACGGUUGUCCCGGCGUCGGCCUCCCAGACCCGCAGGCGAUCCAGGACCGGCUGCUCCCCGGCCAGCAGCACCCCGGGCAGCCGCCGGCCUUCCAGCAGUUGCCAACCUGCCCUCCGCUGCAGCCCCACCCGGGCCUGCACCACCAGGCUUCGCCCCCGCCCUCGCACCACCAGCCUUGGGCACAGCUCCACCCCUCGCCCCAGAGCGCCCCGCAGAAAGUGCCUGUGCCGCAGCAUUCUCCAUCGGAGCCCUUUCUAGAGAAACCAGUGCCGGAUAUGACUCAGGUUAGUGGACCGAACGCUCAGCUAGUGAACAGUGAUGAUUACCUGCUGUCAGUAGAACAGCAGCCUCAGCAAAAGAAGAAGAAAAAGAAAAACAACCACAUUGUUGCAGAGGAUCCCAGUAAAAGUUUUGGUAAAGAUGACUUCCCCGGUGGGGUUGAUAACCAAGAACUAAACAGGAACUCACUAGAUGGGUCCCAAGAAGAGAAAAAGAAAAAGAAAAGGCCGAAGGCAAAAAAAGAUCCCAAGGAACCGAAAGAACCCAAGGAGAAAAAAGAGCCCAAGGAACCCAAGACCCCGAAAGCCCCUAAGAUUCCCAAAGAGCCAAAGGAAAAGAAAGCAAAAACUGCCACGCCAAAACCCAAAUCCAGCAAAAAGUCAAGUAAUAAGAAACCUGAUUCAGAAGCAAGUGCUUUGAAGAAAAAGGCCAACAAGGGAAAAACAGAAGGUUCUGAGAAUUCAGACUUAGACAAAACACCCCCAUCAUCUCCUCCUCCUGAAGAAGACGAGGACCCAGGUGUUCAGAAGAGACGGUCCAGCAGGCAGGUGAAGAGAAAGCGGUACACCGAGGACUUGGAGUUCAAGAUCUCUGACGAGGAGGCCGAGGACGCAGACGCUGCCGGGAGAGACUCCCCCUCCACCACCUCGCAGUCGGAGCCGCAGGAAUCUGUUGAUGCAGACGGUCCAGUGGUAGAAAAAAUUAUGAGUAGUCGUUCAGUAAAAAAACAGAAGGAAUCUGGAGAAGAGGUAGAAGUUGAGGAGUUCUACGUGAAAUACAAAAACUUCUCUUAUCUUCAUUGUCAAUGGGCAUCUGUAGAAGAUCUGGAAAAAGAUAAGAGAAUUCAGCAAAAGAUUAAACGAUUUAAGGCAAAGCAGGGCCAGAACAAAUUCCUUUCAGAGAUUGAAGAUGAGCUUUUUAAUCCAGAUUACGUGGAGGUUGACCGGAUCAUGGACUUUGCACGUAGCACAGAUGACCGGGGAGAGCCUGUGACUCACUACCUGGUGAAGUGGUGCUCACUGCCUUAUGAAGACAGCACGUGGGAGCUGAGGCAGGACAUAGACCAAGCCAAGAUCGAAGAGUUUGAGAAGCUGCUGUCCCGGGAGCCGGAAACAGAGCGCGUGGAGCGACCUCCUGCUGAUGACUGGAAGAAAUCGGAGAGUUCCAGGGAGUAUAAAAACAAUAACAAACUCAGGGAAUACCAGUUGGAGGGAGUAAACUGGCUACUUUUCAAUUGGUACAACAUGCGAAACUGCAUUUUAGCAGAUGAAAUGGGUUUGGGAAAAACUAUCCAGUCCAUUACAUUUCUCUAUGAGAUAUAUUUGAAAGGAAUCCAUGGCCCUUUUUUAGUAAUUGCCCCAUUGUCCACAAUCCCCAACUGGGAAAGGGAAUUCCGGACCUGGACAGAGUUGAACGUGGUUGUGUAUCAUGGGAGUCAAGCUAGUCGUCGGACCAUUCAGUUGUAUGAAAUGUACUUCAAAGAUCCCCAGGGUCGAGUGAUAAAGGGGUCCUAUAAGUUUCAUGCCAUCAUCACUACAUUUGAGAUGAUUCUGACCGAUUGUCCUGAGCUGCGGAAUAUUCCCUGGCGCUGCGUGGUCAUUGAUGAAGCCCACAGGCUGAAGAAUCGGAACUGCAAGCUGUUGGAGGGACUCAAGCUGAUGGACUUGGAACACAAAGUGCUGCUGACAGGGACCCCGCUCCAGAACACCGUGGAAGAGCUCUUCAGCUUGCUUCAUUUCUUGGAACCAGGUCGAUUCCCUUCGGAAACCACCUUUAUGCAAGAAUUUGGUGAUCUGAAAACCGAAGAACAGGUGCAAAAACUCCAGGCUAUUCUAAAGCCAAUGAUGUUGAGACGUCUCAAAGAGGACGUGGAAAAGAACUUGGCCCCCAAAGAAGAAACGAUCAUCGAAGUCGAGCUAACAAACAUUCAGAAGAAAUAUUACCGAGCCAUCCUUGAGAAGAAUUUUACGUUUCUUUCCAAAGGUGGUGGUCAAGCUAACGUACCCAACCUUUUAAACACUAUGAUGGAAUUACGGAAGUGCUGCAAUCAUCCCUACCUUAUUAACGGUGCUGAAGAGAAAAUUCUGGAAGAGUUUAAAGAAACACACAAUGCCGACUCUCCAGAUUUUCAGCUCCAGGCGAUGAUCCAGGCUGCUGGGAAGCUCGUGCUGAUUGACAAGCUGCUGCCGAAGCUGAAGGCCGGCGGCCACAGGGUGCUCAUCUUCUCCCAGAUGGUGCGCUGCCUGGACAUCCUGGAAGACUACCUCAUUCAGAGACGGUACCCGUACGAAAGGAUCGACGGCCGCGUCAGAGGGAACCUCCGCCAAGCAGCUAUCGACAGGUUCUCCAAACCUGACUCUGAUAGGUUUGUUUUCCUCCUGUGUACAAGGGCAGGAGGUUUAGGCAUUAAUCUUACUGCUGCUGAUACCUGCAUCAUCUUUGAUUCCGACUGGAAUCCCCAAAAUGAUCUCCAGGCUCAGGCUAGAUGUCAUAGAAUAGGACAGAGCAAAUCUGUGAAAAUCUACAGGCUGAUUACAAGGAAUUCUUACGAAAGGGAAAUGUUCGACAAAGCUAGCUUGAAGCUCGGUCUGGAUAAAGCUGUCCUGCAGUCCAUGAGCGGAAGAGAAAACGCUCCCAACGGGGUACAGCAGCUUUCCAAGAAAGAAAUAGAGGAUCUUCUCCGGAAAGGGGCCUACGGUGCACUCAUGGAUGAGGAGGACGAGGGGUCUAAAUUCUGCGAAGAAGAUAUCGACCAGAUUCUCCUCCGGCGAACCCACACCAUCACCAUCGAGUCUGAGGGAAAGGGUUCCACGUUUGCUAAGGCCAGUUUUGUUGCAUCUGGAAACAGGACAGAUAUUUCCUUGGAUGAUCCAAAUUUCUGGCAAAAGUGGGCUAAGAAGGCGGAAUUGGAUAUUGAUGCCUUAAAUGGGAGGAACAACCUGGUUAUUGACACUCCAAGAGUGAGGAAGCAAACCAGGCUGUACAGUGCAGUGAAGGAGGACGAGCUGAUGGAGUUUUCAGACUUGGAGAGCGAUUCUGAAGAGAAGCCCUGCACGAAGCCACGGCGGCCGCAGGACAGGUCCCAGGGCUAUGCCAGGAGCGAGUGCUUCAGAGUCGAGAAGAACCUGCUUGUCUAUGGCUGGGGGCGCUGGACAGACAUCCUCUCCCAUGGCCGCUACAAGCGUCCGCUCAGCGAGCAAGACGUGGAAACCAUCUGCAGGACCAUCCUCGUGUACUGCCUCAACCACUACAGGGGGGACGAGAACAUCAAGAGCUUCAUCUGGGAUCUGAUCACGCCCACGGCCGAUGGCCAGACGCGAGCCCUGGUCAACCAUUCCGGUUUAUCAGCCCCGGUGCCCAGGGGGCGGAAAGGCAAAAAGGUGAAAGCCCAGAGCUCGCACCCGGUGGUGCAGGACGCCGACUGGCUGGCCGGCUGCAACCCAGAUGCCCUGUUCCAGGAGGACAGCUACAAGAAGCACCUGAAGCACCACUGCAACAAGGUCCUGCUGCGUGUCCGCAUGCUGUACUACCUGAGACAAGAAGUGAUAGGAGACCAGGCGGAGAAGAUCCUAGAGGGCGCCGACUCAAGUGAAGCUGAUGUGUGGAUACCUGAGCCUUUCCACGCGGAAGUCCCCACAGAUUGGUGGGAUAAGGAAGCUGAUAAGUCCCUCCUGAUUGGAGUGUUCAAGCACGGGUACGAGAAGUACAAUUCCAUGCGAGCUGACCCCGCGCUGUGCUUCCUGGAACGAGUUGGUAUGCCCGAUGCCAAGGCCAUCGCUGCCGAGCAGAGAGGAACAGACAUGCUAGCAGAUGGCGGUGACGGGGGAGAAUUUGAUAGAGAAGAUGAAGACCCAGAAUAUAAACCAACCAGAACGCCGUUCAAGGAUGAAAUAGAUGAAUUUGCAAAUUCUCCUCCAGAAGAUAAGGAAGAACCCAUGGAAAUACGCGGCCCAGGCAAGCACAGCGAGGGCAGCGCUGAGUUAGGCCAGCUCUACUGGCCCAAUACCUCGACCCUGACCACCCGUCUGCGCAGGCUCAUUACCGCCUAUCAGCGCAGCUAUAAAAGGCAGCAGAUGAGGCAGGAGGCCCUGAUGAAGACCGACCGGCGGAGACGGCGGCCCCGGGAGGAAGUGCGGGCCCUGGAAGCUGAAAGGGAGGCUAUCAUAUCGGAGAAACGGCAGAAGUGGACGAGACGGGAAGAGGCGGACUUCUACCGCGUGGUGUCCACGUUUGGGGUUAUUUUUGACCCGGCGAAACAGCAGUUCGACUGGAACCAAUUCCGAGCCUUUGCCAGGCUUGACAAGAAGUCCGAUGAGAGUCUGGAGAAGUACUUCAGCUGCUUCGUGGCCAUGUGCCGGCGGGUGUGUCGCGUGCCCGCCAAGCCAGAUGGCGAGCCGCCCGACCUGCCCUCGGCGAUCGAGCCCAUCACGGAGGAGCGCGCCUCGCGCACCCUGUACCGCAUCGAGCUGCUGCGGAAGAUCCGCGAGCAGGUGCUGCGCCACCCGCAGCUGGCCGAGCGGCUCCGGCUCUGCCAGCCCAGCCUGGACCUGCCCGAGUGGUGGGAGUGCGGCAGGCACGACCGGGACCUGCUGGUGGGCGCCGCCAAGCACGGGGUCAGCCGCACGGACUACCACAUCCUCAACGACCCCGAGCUCUCCUUCCUGGACGCGCACAAAACCUUCGCCCAGACUCGAGGGGCGGCCGGCGCCCCGGCCCUGAGCGCGCUGGCCCUGGGCUUUGGCCAGACGCCCGCCGCCGCCGCCGCCGCCCCCGCCGCCGCCCCGGGCCAGGAGGAGAAGGCGGGAGGGGCCGAGGCCAAGGCCGGGGAGGCGGGGGAGGCCGAGGAGAAGGAGGAGGAGGAGGAGGCCGAGGGCGGCGGGAAGGACCGGAAGCAGGACCGCGAGGCCGAGCCCGGCGCCGGGAAGAGCGAGCCGAGAGGGGUGGAGGUCGGUGCGGACACGGGGCCCAAGUCCAUUUCAGAAAAGGGUUCCGAGGAGGACGAAGAGGAAAAGCUGGAGGACGAUGACAAGUCGGAAGAGUCUUCCCAGCCCGAAGCAGGAACUGUCUCGAGAGGGAAGAAUUUUGAUGAAGAGAGCAAUGCUUCCAUGAGCACUGCUAGGGAUGAGACCCGAGACGGAUUCUACAUGGAGGAUGGAGAUCCGUCCGUAGCUCAGCUCCUUCAUGAAAGAACGUUUGCCUUCUCAUUUUGGCCUAAGGAUCGAGUAAUGAUAAACCGAUUAGACAACAUCUGUGAAGCAGUGUUGAAAGGCAAAUGGCCGGUAAAUAGGCGCCAGAUGUUUGAUUUCCAGGGCCUCAUCCCCGGCUACACGCCCCCCACCGCCGACAGUCCCCUGCAGAAGAGGAGCCUGGCCGAGCUCUCCAUGGUGGGCCAGGCGAGCAUCAGCGGCAGCGAGGACCUCACCACUUCCCCGCAGUUGUCCAAGGAAGACGCCCUCAACCUCUCCGUCCCUCGCCAGCGGAGGAGGAGGAGGAGAAAGAUCGAAAUCGAGGCCGAAAGAGCUGCCAAGCGGCGAAACCUCAUGGAGAUGGUUGCCCAGCUGCGGGAGAAUCAGGUGGUCUCGGAAAACGGACAAGAGAAAGUUGUCGAUUUAUCAAAGGCCUCGAGAGAGGCAGCAAGCUCUACCUCAAGUUUUUCAUCUCUGACUUCAAAGUUUAUCUUGCCUAAUGUCUCGGCGCCCAUGUCUGAUGCCUUUAAGACCCAGAUGGAGCUGCUCCAGGCGGGCCUGUCCCGCACGCCCGCCAGGCAUCUGCUCAACGGCUCCCUCGCGGACGGAGAGCCUCCCGUGAAGAGGAGGCGGGGAAGGAGGAAAAACGUGGAGGGCCUCGACCUGCUGUUCAUGAGCCACAAACGGACGUCAUUGAGUGCAGAGGAUGCUGAGGUGACCAAAGCUUUUGAAGAAGAUAUAGAGACCCCACCUACAAGAAACAUUCCUUCUCCUGGACAGCUGGACCCAGACACGCGGAUCCCUGUUAUAAAUCUCGAAGAUGGGACUAGGCUGGUGGGGGAAGAAGCCCCUAAAAAUAAGGACUUAGUUGAAUGGCUGAAGCUGCAUCCCGCUUACACUGUUGAUAUGCCAAGUUACGUACCAAAGAAUGCAGAUGUGCUGUUUUCCUCAUUUCAGAAACCGAAACAGAAACGACACAGAUGUCGAAACCCUAAUAAAUUGGAUAUAAACACUUUGACAGGAGAAGAAAGGGUGCCUGUUGUCAAUAAACGAAAUGGGAAGAAGAUGGGUGGAGCUAUGGCGCCUCCGAUGAAGGAUCUACCCCGGUGGCUGGAAGAAAACCCCGAGUUUGCAGUUGCCCCAGACUGGACCGAUAUAGUCAAGCAGUCUGGUUUCGUUCCUGAGUCGAUGUUUGACCGUCUUCUCACUGGACCCGUGGUGCGGGGAGAGGGGGCGAGCCGGCGGGGACGGAGGCCCAAAAGUGAAAUCGCUCGCGCCGCUGCCGCGGCCGCGGCCGUGGCCUCCACGUCGGGCAUCAACCCCCUGUUGGUGAACAGCCUGUUCGCUGGGAUGGACCUGACGAGCCUGCAGAGCCUCCAGAACCUCCAGUCUCUGCAGCUGGCCGGCCUCAUGGGCUUCCCUCCGGGACUGGCCACGGCCACGGCCGCUGCCGCCGCCGCCGGAGGCGACGCCAAGAACCCGGCCGCCGUGCUGCCCCUGGUGCUGCCGGGCGUGGCCGGCCUGCCCAGCAUGUUCGGGCUGGGCGGGCUGCUCAACACCCCGCUGUCGGCCGCCGCCGCCGCUGCCGCCGCCGCCGCCGGCAACACGGCGGCCGCGGCCGGACCCGCGGAGCCGGAAGACGGCGCGUGCAAAGCGGAGGAGAAGGGCAACGAGAACGAGGACGAGAACAAGGACUCGGAGAAAAGCACAGACGCCGUUCCGGGCCCGGACUCCGCGAAUGGCUCUGUUGGUGCUGCUACUGCCCCGGCCGGCCUGCCCUCCAGCCCGCUCGCCUUCAACCCCUUCCUGCUGUCCACCAUGGCCCCGGGCCUCUUCUACCCGUCCAUGUUUCUACCUCCGGGACUGGGGGGAUUGACGCUGCCGGGCUUCCCCGCCUUGGCGGGGCUGCAGAACGCCGUGGGCUCCGGCGACGACAAGGCUCCCGACAAGGCCGAGGGGGGCGCCUUUCCGGAAGAGGAGACCCUCGAGGGCAGCGACGCCGAGGAGAGCCUGGACAAGACGGCGGAGUCCUCAGUCUUAGAAGACGAGAUAGCACAGGGCGAAGAGCUAGACUCACUCGACGGGGGGGACGAAAUAGAAAACAAUGAAAAUGAUGGAUAACCAGUACCAGUUCCAGUUAAAGUGUUUAAAACUUUUGACAAGUGGUAGUCCUACUGUUUACACUCACAGUUAAUGUUCAUACCUAGUUUUAUAAGCUGUUCUGUAACAUAGUGUAGCAAAAGAAAAAAAAAAGUCCAAGUCAUGUUAUACAGGUGUGUCAAAAGGUAUCUUGGUCAUUAAGUAUUGUGCAGUGCAUUAUUUAUUAUCCCUAGGAGAGAUGAAAUUUGAGAGAUGAUCAUGUCUUUUUAAGGAAACUUACAUAAUGCUCUGCUUUUUUGUUUUUUUUUUUCCCUUUCCUUUUCUUUUGGUACCAUUGGUAUUAUAAUAAAGAGCAAUUUGUAACCAAGUGGCACGAAUGGAAGGAAGUGCUGCUCAAAGGAAGUAUGAAGUUAUAUAUUUAAUUUUUUAAUUUUAAUUUUUUUGCUGUGAAGGUCAAGAUGAAAUUUACCAUACAUAUCAUCCUUGCUCAUUUGUUUCCCUUUUUGACUACACGGGGGGUUCCCACACUUGCGCAUCACACACAUCCAUACACUCUGACAAUCUCCACCUUAGUGUGAACGUCUCUGUCCCGAGGCGCAGCAAUAAUAAGGCAGCUGUUGAAUGUGAAGGGUCCCUUUGGAAAUUAACCUACUGGGAGGGUUCUUGCCAGACAGAACUGCAGUUCCAUUGUCUCGUGGUCUUGUAAUGCACUGGUAUAAACAAAAUAAAUAGAUGAAUAAAUAAAGAGUGAGAGAAGAGAGAAUCAGGUACCUUUUUUAAAUUAAAGGACUUUGUUACUUUAGCCACAAGCUAAAACAGCAUUACCUCAGCUCUAAACUAGCCUUGAAGUUUACAGACAUGACUUUGUAAAUGUAUUGUUUUUCUUUGUUGUGAUGUCCUUUUAUUUUUUUUCCUUUGAAAACUGCUAUCAUGUAAGAUAAAAUGUAAAUUGCUGCCAACUGUAGUAAUGAUGCUUUUAAUAAAAGUGACCCAUGA
Messenger RNA from Balaenoptera musculus (blue whale), 11190 nucleotides. It is a transcript of the gene CHD7, whose product is annotated as chromodomain helicase DNA binding protein 7. Lineage: Eukaryota; Metazoa; Chordata; Mammalia; Artiodactyla; Balaenopteridae. Gene Ontology annotation, molecular function: ATP-dependent chromatin remodeler activity; protein binding; ATP binding. The record is from RefSeq and is a predicted model, not a curated record.